AUGUACAUUUAUGAGCUUAUCACUGUUGGACAAUGUGGUGGUUUGGUUCUCUUCUGGAACUCAAAAACUGUUCGCAUUGAUGUUUUAGAACCACAUGCUAGAUUCAUACACUGCUUAAUGACUAAUGUUAAUACUAAUCAGACCACCUAUAUUACUUUUGUGUAUGCUUAUCCACAAAAAGACAAACAGAAGGAUUUUUGGGAAGAGUUGGCUAGAUUGAAAUCGGCCAACAGAGAUUGUUGGGCUCUUAUGGGAGAUUUUAACAUCAUUACUACACUUGAGGAAAAACUUGGUGGUAACCAAGUAGUAACGACCUAUAUGCUAAAUUUUAAUAAUUUCCUCAAUACUGUGGAUCGUUUUUCCCUACGUGCUGCAGGUCUGCCGUUUACUUGGACAAAUAAAAAUGAGAAUGAUUCUUUGAUGUUUGAAAGACUUGACAGAGUCUGUGUUAAUACUAAUUUCAUUAACACGUUUUCGGAUACGAAGCUGGAAAAUCUUCCUAUCAUAGGGUCGGACCAUGGGCCUAUUUUCUUAACUGUAGGCACUGAAAGGAAGAGGAAAAUUAGGCCUUUUAGGUUCGAGGCUAUGUGGCUCUCCCAUGAGGAUUUUAAACCACUGGUUAAUUCCAUUUGGACACAACAGCUUAAUAAUAAUCCCUUGUUAAAUUUUGUUACAAUUGCAGGGCAAUUUGGUAUUAAGGCACGUGGUUGGAGCAAAUCUACGUUUGUAAAUCUCUUUCGGAAGCUGGAGGAAUUGUAUGAACACAGUUAUACUAUUCAACAACAACUUAUGGCUAACCCUUCUUCUACUUAUUUACAUGAACAGGAUUUGCAAGUCAGGAGGGAGCUUAAACAACUCUAUAGUAAUGAAGAGGUGUUCUGGGCUCAGAGGGCAAAAGCCAAUUGGCUUUCACUGGGUGAUAGAAAUACAAAGUUCUUCCAGGUCACUAAGGAGGAAAUCUAUAAUGCUGUACAUUCAAUUGGAAUCCUGAAGGCGCCGGGUCCAGAUGGCUUACAUGCCUCUUUCUAUCAAAAUUGCUGGGAUGAGGUGAAAGGUACCUUAAUCCCCAUGAUUGAACAAGUUUUUAGCAAUAGCAACUCCAUUCACUUAAUUAAUCACACAAAUAUUGCCCUCAUACCUAAGGUUGACAACCCGGAUAAGGUAAAUGAUUUUAGACCUAUUAGUCUUUGCAAUGUCUCUUAUAAGAUUAUAACAAAAAUUUUGAUUAAGAGGUUAAGACCUUUACUUCAUAAAUGCAUCUCAAGAAAUCAAGGUGCUUUUGCCCCUGGUCGAGCUAUCCAGGAUAAUAUCCUCAUUGCUCAUGAACUGUUUUCGGACUUUCACCGCAGGAAGGAAAAAAGAGGUGCCAUGGCUGUUAAACUUGAUUUAGAGAAAGCUUAUGACUACAUUAACUGGUCCUAUCUACAAUUGUGUUUACAGAAAUUUGGCUUUAAUGAUUCCUGGAUACAUUUGAUAAUGCACUGCAUUUCUUCUGUCUCUUUCUCGAUCCUUGUCAACAGUGAGGCUCAAGGGUGGUUUAAGCCAUCUAGGGGCAUAAGACAAGGUGAUCCACUUUCUCUUUACUUAUUUAUUUUGGCUAUGGAACCGUUUAUUAGACAUCUUAAUGCUCUAGCACAAAACUGCAAAUCCCAGGUGGGGAUCUUAUCCUCCCCUCUUGGAUUUCGAAUCUCUAAUUUAAUGUUUGCAGAUGAUUUUCUUAUUUUUGCUAAAUGCACUACAAAGGGUGCCAGAGCUAUAGCUGACAUCUUAACAAAGUUCUCCAAUGCCUCAGGUCAGAGGAUCAAUUACCAUAAGUCCUCAUUAUAUUUCUCUUCUGGGGUAAGUACAACUACAAAACGUGAUUUUGUGAACAUUCUACAAAUACAGCAAAAGACCACUAUUGGGAAAUAUCUUGGUAUCCAAAAUGUAAUUUUUUGGAAGGAUCCCAUUAAUGCAAAGGAAUUACUUAUGAAAAUUUCAAACAAAUUAGCUGGCUGGAAAAAAGGUUCCCUUUCGAGGGCAGGUAGAUUAACUGUUAUUAAGUCUAAUCUGUCUAGCAUUCCUAACCAUAUCAUGACUUGUUUCAGGUGUCCCAAGAAUGUAACCAAGGAGAUAGAUAGACAAGCAAAGGACUUUUUCUGGGGUUCGGAUACCAAAUGCCCACCGGUAGCUUGGGAGCAAAUAUGUAGACCUAAAACCUUGGAGGGGCUAGGAAUUAGACCUGCGGGGUUUUUCAACAAUGCAGCACUAGGGAAAUUGGCUUGGAAAAUUAUCAAUGAUCAGGACAACUGGUGGGCGCAAAUCAUUAGAAAGAAAUACCUAAGAAAAGUCAAUUUCUUCCAAGCGAAGAAAAAACAGAGGAAUUCUAUAGCCUGGAAUGGAAUACUGGACACAAGUCAGCUGCUUCUCAAAGAUACUGUCGACGAUUACAUUAUCAACGGAGGUUGGAACAGGCACAAACUGGCUUCUGUUCUAAGUAGGCCUAUUGUUAACCAGAUCAUGGGUAUUCCCAUUCCAGUCUCAGAACAAAAGGAUGAGUACGUCUGGGGCUCGGCAGCUCAAGCCAAAAAUCAAAUUGUUUGGCUGGCUCCUUAUCCGUGGAAGACUGAAACUAGAGAUUGGCUUUCAAAGUUUGGAACGUUAGAUGAUAAUACUUGUCCUCUGUGUCAAGAAGAUAAUGAAAUAGUGAACCACUUAUUUGGUUACUGUAAAUUCUCUUCAGAAGUUUGGAAGUUGGCAAAUGUUGAUACCCCAAUAAAAUGGGAAGAAGGUUACCUUAAGGUUAUAACUAUUUGUUGGCACAUCUGGAAAGCGAGAAAUGAUGUCAUCUUCAGGAACUCCUCUCUUAACCCGAGAACGGUCUCUAUAGCUGCUGCUGCAACUGUGCUCGGUAGCUCAACCCACCUGGCCACAGUUCGAAGGGCGUUGCCAAGCCACCAAACAAACUCGAUACAUUGGCAGCCUCCUUCUAGAGGUUUCACCAAAAUAAACUUUGACGGAUUUGUUUGCUCGGAGUCUGCUGCUGGGGGCUUUGUGCUAAGAGAUACUGACAGGAGGCCCUUGAUAGCGGUGACUAGAAAUUUGGGGAGAACCACAGUUCCAGUUGCGGAAGCUAUUGCCUUGCGUAAUAGUUUAGCCUGUGCUCGGGACAGAGGUUACAAAAGGAUCGAGGUUGAAGGAGACUCUAAACUUGUAAUUGAUGCGGUCACCGACAACAUCAGCCCGCCUUGGAGACUAAUCACUUUUGUUAGUGAUAUCAAGGAGAUUGCCUCUUGCUUUGAUUCUAUUUCCUUUAAACAUGUGUUUAGAGAGGCAAACUUUGUAGCCGAUGCGGUUGCAAAUUUAGGACAUACUAUUACCUCUGAAGCUACCUGGUCUGGGAAUUUCCCGGCCGGUGCUUCUCGAGCCUUGCUGUUUGAUCAUGUAAACUCUGGUUGUCCCAGAGGUUUUAGUCUUUAA
Molecule: messenger RNA, 3459 nt
Organism: Rosa rugosa (rugosa rose)
Lineage: Eukaryota; Viridiplantae; Streptophyta; Magnoliopsida; Rosales; Rosaceae
Exons: 5
Coding region: 1-3459 (1152 amino acids)
Molecular function (GO): nucleic acid binding; RNA-DNA hybrid ribonuclease activity
Source: RefSeq, a predicted model, not a curated record